Molecule: messenger RNA, 2580 nt
Organism: Trichomonas vaginalis G3
Lineage: Eukaryota; Parabasalia; Trichomonadida; Trichomonadidae
Product: DNA/RNA polymerases family
Exons: 1
Coding region: 1-2580 (859 amino acids)
Source: RefSeq, a predicted model, not a curated record
AUGAAUACAUUAAAUGAGAAACAAAAGGAAGCAAUGAAAGAGCUUUUAGAUGAAGAAUUUAAUAAAGUGAAUAUCAUAGGUUUUAAUUCGGGAAAGUUUGAUUUAAAUUUAAUUCUUCGUGAUUUAAACACUGCAAAAUGGAAAAUAAAAUCAAUGCUGGGUUCAUCUUCACAAUUUAAGCAAAUCAUUGUAAAGAAAACAAAUGUUCCAUAUGAAUUAAGAUUUAUUGACAUCAGAAAUUAUAUAGCGGGUGGAACAUUAGACCAAUUCACUCAAGAUUUCGGAAACAAUAAAUCACGUGUUAAAUCCUUUUUCCCUUAUCAAUUCAUCACAUGGGAGAAUUACGAAGAUGAAUUAUAUAAAAAGGAACCAUUCACUCAAGAUUCAUUUUAUUCAGCAUUAACACAAGAAACAAUAUCCGAUUCAGAUUAUCAAAUAUAUCUCAAUGAUGCUAAAAAUUUUGAGAAUAGAUUAGAAUAUUUUAUUCAUUAUUGCAAUAAAGACGUUGAAAUUAUGAUUGACCCAAUUGAUAAAAUUAUCGAAGAAACAUUUGUUUAUAAAAUUGACAUGCUUCAUAAUCUUUCUUUAUCAUCGAAUGCAUCAAUGAUUCGUUACGCGUUAGCAUAUAAGAACUUCAAUCCUAACGAAACAUAUCCAGAAGAAGAAAAUGUGGAAUCAAGUUUUGAAUUAACAAAAAAGUAUUGGAAAUAUAAAAUUGAAUCAUAUAAGAAACAAGAUGAAAAAGCAGAAAGGGAUACUAAAAAUAAUGUUUCAAUGGAUGAUUUUCAAUACUAUCACGAUUUAAUCCUUUCAUCUAAAUGCAAAAUGUGUGGUAAAGCGUUUACAUAUGCAAAUAAACCAACAUUGGAUAGAAUAGAUAAUGAAAAACCACAUACCAAAGAAAAUUGUCAGUUAAUGUGUUGUUAUUGCAAUGUCGUAAAAUCAAAUAAAGAUGAAGAUGUUCAACGUUUAAGAAUCAAUUUAAGAAAUUAUGCAUUAAAAAAUAAUUUACCAAUGACUUUAGAUUCAGUUGAAGCUUAUCACAUUCUCCGUAAUGGAAUUACUGGUGGUCUAUCAAAUGUUCAACAUCGUGUUAAUCUUAAAGGAAUCACGCACAUUAAUAAACUUUCAUAUAAUCCAGAAACUAAAACUGUAUUAAAUGAGGACACCACCAACAUUAUGACUCAUUUCGUUGGAGUUGACUUUAAUUCAUUAUAUCCUUCAUCAUUUUCAUCUAAUCCUCAUGAUUUCAUUCAAUAUACUGACCAUAAAAUGUAUAUGCCGGGAAGAUUGAAUGGUGUUAUCAUUUGUGAUACAGCAACAAAGAAAGCAAAAGCACUGGGAAUUAUUAGAAAGAAAAAUACUUUAUUCGUGGCUGAAGUAAAGGGUCACAUUGAUGAAAAAUACAUUAAUGAUUACAUAAACUUUUUACCGAUAAUAAGAAACUUAGAUAUUAUCACAGAUGAAAAAACAAUUGGCAGUUUUAUGUAUAAUUACAUGAAAUCAAACAAUCUACCAGUUGACCAGAAACAGAGAAAAUUAACUCAGUUAGCAUCAACACACAACCAAUAUCAACCAUUUUCUUCUUAUUAUCUAUGGUAUCUAAUAGACAGAUUUCAUUUUAUCAUUGAUGACAUUCAAUCAAUUUUAACAUUUACGAAAAACACUUGUUUUAAUGAAUUUGCGAAAGAAUUUAUGAACGAAAGACAAAAGGCUGAAUUAGAAGGAAAUAAAGGAAAAAGUUUAUUUUGCAAGAUUUCACUUAAUGGAUCAUAUGGUUACGAUGCAAUGAAUACACAAAAUUACACAAAGACUAAAAUAAUGAAUGCACAGAAGGCACGCGUUGCAUGUAUGUCAAAUAAGUUUAAAAACAUAAGAGAAAUAGGAGAGGAUACGUAUCAAGUGAUGCUUAAAGAUAGAUUUUAUAGAUGUGAUACAUGUUUACAAGAGGCAUUCUUCACUUUAGAUAAUGCUAAAUACUGGUAUUUGGUUUUCAUUUAUGAUUUUAUGUAUAAAUGCAUGAAUGUUAAUCGUUUUCAUUUCAUUGAAGGUGAUACUGAUUCAUCUUAUUGGGCAAUCGCUGGCGACCCAAAUCUUCCUAACACUCAAGCAUUUCAAGCAAUUGUUACUGAUAAACAAUUUUAUGAUAAAAACAUUUUCAAAUUCGCACCAUUUGAUUUCUUCUGUUUUGAUGAGAAAUUUAAACCUAAAUUAAAGAAUAAAGCUGAAGAAAAAGCACAUGAGAAGAAGUUAUUGGGUUUAGCAAUUGAGAAACAAGGUGAUAACAUGGUUGCUUUAUGUCCUAAGUGUUAUACAUCAUUCAACGGUUCAAUUGAUGGAAGUGAUUUUAAAAAGAUUGCACAAAAAAUGAAAGGUGUUAGUUUACGACAAAAUAAACAAUUAACACCUAAAAAUUAUUUGGAUAUAAUAAAUGAUAAAUUGAUAUUUGAUGGUCAGAAUAUUAAUUUACAACUUAAAAAUGGGUCAAUGACUCGCUUAACAAUUGGUAAGACUGCAUUAACAGGAGCACACACUAAGGCUGUAUGUUGUGAAAAUGGAUGUUGUAUGCCAUUUAUUUAA